Pterocles gutturalis (yellow-throated sandgrouse) is the source of this 1896-nucleotide messenger RNA. RefSeq names its product KIAA0754 ortholog. The coding region runs from base 1 to 1896 and encodes 631 amino acids. The record is from RefSeq and is a predicted model, not a curated record. NCBI's taxonomy places the organism in Eukaryota, Metazoa, Chordata, Aves, Pterocliformes, Pteroclidae. The transcript has a single exon.
AUGGGCAAACCACUGAGCCGGCCAGACUGUUUACGGCAGAACCGCACUUGCCUGGGGAAGGGCGAGGAGGAGGAUGGUUAUAUAGAGGAUUGCUACGUGCCCCAGAGGUCGAUAUACGACACGAUGAGAAUUAACGAGCAAAUCGAUCAGGGAUCGAAGCUUAACCAGCUUUCUAAGAGCACCCUGGGCAAGGGGGAUGGCAGCACCAUAUCCAGCAAUGGGACUCUGGGAGCUGCCAAUGUUUUCGAGUCCAGGGCGCCGGAAACGAAGAAGUUGGAUGAGCGAGUCAUCUUCGACGCGCUGAAGCUCAGCAGUGACGUCUCCAAGCCGGCGCCGGCUCCACCAAGGAGACGACCCAACCCCGAGAGGAAGGAGAACGUCAACCGGCGGUCAUGGAAAUCCUUCAUGCCGCCCAACUUCACCGAAUUUGCCGAAAGGAUGGGGGCUUCGCUGAGCGAGGUGUCGGAAGCGGGUGCCUCCAACCCUUCCCUGCGGGAUAAGCGGGAGUCGAGCGCCAUGCUUGCUGAGCACCCGGGCCAGCCCGACCUCGGCGAACCCAUGUCCGAGUCCCUCACCUUGGAGCACAUCUCCAAGUCAUCUGGCACGGCAGAGGCUCUGACGGCCAAGCAGUUCGGUGCGGAUGGCUACGGCGGGGCCCCGGGUGAGCGCCAGAAUUUGCUGAACGCCGGUGAUGGCCGCGGUCGCGUUGGGGACCUGGCCAGAGCUCGACGGCUUCCCAGUGCCACCUGGCCACGAGCCAGGAAGAAUUUCAUCAAGGGGAGCCUGAGCGAUGGGCACCAGGAGACCCUGGAAGCCUCCGGGUCAGACUGUACGGUGGAGAACGUCAACCUCUCUCCAUGCCUUAGCGAAGAGCUGCUGGAUGCGGGGCUGGAUGUGCUCAUCGCCUCCAAUCUCAGGGAGAAAACGGAAUCUGAGCUGAGAUUUGAGGAGGACGAGCGCUGGGUGAUGAUGGAGGAGUGGGAGGAGGCGACGCUGUCAGAGCGAGGAAAGGCUGUUCUGGUGGCAGAGGAGAAGAAGAGCUGUUGCUUGGCAGAUAUUUCUGAAGAAAGGGAACAAUUUGCUGCUCCGGCAGACAGCUCUGUCCCCAACCUGGGGACCUCCCAGUCCUGUGUGUCCCCGGGGGGUGCCAGCAGCCCCCUCGCCGGCACCACGUGCUGUACCGAGGACGCCGCGGUGCAGUGCGAGGCUAAAGACUUUGCUCCGGGUUCGGAGCGCUCAGCCAGCCCCGCAGCCCCCGAAUUGUCCGACACGGACUCGGUGCAGAUGUUCCUGGAGCUGGAGGAGCAGUGCCUGAACGAGGAUGAUGGGGCUGGCCCGGGCUGCUUGGGGGUUCAGGUCUCCCCGAUGGACUCGGAGGGGCUGGACCCAGAUUCGGCCAAAGUGGCCGGGGUGGUGGGGGUCGAGGUGUGUCACCAUACAGCUCCUUUGGAUGUCAGCGCUUCGGACUCUGCCGUCGUGUCGGAUCUGGAGGACUUUGAUGUCACCUGCAGCUCGCAGGUGCUGAGCGCGCUGGAGCCGGUGACGGAGCCCUUCUCAGAAAGGGACACCUCGGCUGUCACCCCCACGGACUCGGACGGAGGGACGUCCCCCAGCCCCAUGGCCAUGGUGGGGCCGGGCUCCCUCCAGCAGUGCUCUCCAGCACUGGAGGAUGCGCCCAGCCCACUGGUGGACCCAGAGCCCGCGGAGGGUUGUGUGGUGGCACUGCUGGUGGCUGGGGGGAUGCCACCUCCUGAGACGGGCACACGUCCAGCCUCUGGCUUGGAGGGAGCUGGUUACCCCAGCGCUCCGGUGGGUUGGGGUGAGGAUCACACCAAGAAUCGCUGGUCCCUGAUGGUGAAGUGUCCCAGCUUCCCGAGGAGACCUGUCCUGGGCUAG